Molecule: messenger RNA, 9471 nt
Organism: Bursaphelenchus xylophilus (pine wood nematode)
Lineage: Eukaryota; Metazoa; Nematoda; Chromadorea; Rhabditida; Aphelenchoididae
Source: the annotation of a GenBank genome assembly
AUGAAUACAUCCAGCCAGUCCACGUCUAGUCAGCCAUCGUUACCCGGCCUCAAUCCCGACUUCCAGAUGUUGUUCCCGUUCCUGCAGAAUCAGCUCCCUUUUCCGAUGUUGCCCCACCAACUGAUGGCCAACAACCCGAUGGCCAUGCCUUUUAUGAGGGGUGGGAAUCCGGCUGGGCCACCUUUUGGGGGCUUGCAGUGGAGCAAUGAGGACGAUGGGGUCAAAGAUGAUCCCAGUAUCGAGUUGGAGGAUAAGGAUUUAUGGGAUCGGUUUAGCGAUUGUACAAACGAAAUGAUCAUCACAAAAAGUGGACGGUAAGUUUGAAAGUGGUAUCUAUGCUCUGUCCGCAGUAAAGAUACGAUCAUUUUUUUUCAUAAUGGGUCAAAAAUUGACUAUUUAAAACAUUGGCUAUAAAAAUUUUUGCUAUAGAUUUUUUCAGCCGUAAUUGACCUUGUUAGAAAGAUACUACCCUAUUCUACUAUCUAAACUCAAAAUUUCACUCCACAUAUUGAAUGCCACCCUAUUUUCAGACGAAUGUUUCCCUCGGUCAAAGUGAAAAUCAAGGGCCUCGACCCCAAAAGCAAAUACUUUGUGAUGCUCGACAUUGUCGCCGUCGACCAACAUCGCUACAAAUUCCACAACUCCAAAUGGGGCCUGGCCGGCAAAGCGGACCCCGAAGUCCACAAGCCAAUCCACGUGCAUCCGGAUUCACCUCAGGACGGUGAAACCUGGAUGAAAAAGGGCGCCAGUUUCUCCCGAGUCAAAGUCACCAAUAACAUGACGAACAAGAAUGAGUUUGUAAGUUAAUUCACCUUUUUUGGGAUUUUGAGAUUUUUCAAAAAUUCGAUUUUUUUUAGAUUUUUUGCACUGUGCAAUUUUUCGGAGUUUUUGCACGGUGCGAUUCAAAAGUUUGGGGCUUCAGUUUGUGAUCCCACUCUCUCGAGGUGGGGGGAUUUUAUAAGAGCAUUAACGGGAGCGUCGGAGAGAUAUUCUUACAGUACAAACAGGAUUAGUCGCACCCAAUGGAAGAUAAAUAAUUUUCUCGAGUGGGGACCAAAAUUUUUUCUAAUUUUUGAGUUUGCGAUAGAAAUUACAGUAAUCAAAAAUUCCUCAGAAGUCUUGUUUUUAAUAUUAGACGGUUUGGAAGCUAAUUUUUAUGUUUUGAGAUUAGAAAUUAUGCAAAUUUUUCGAUUUUUUCGAAAUUUAUGCAAAUUUUUGAGAUUUCUAAAAUUUGUUUCGGACCUUGAAAUUAUGAAAAAAUUAAUUUUUGAACCCUAUCUUACUCAAAAAUUUCGUUACCGUAUCCCCCUUCCCUGGAAACGCCCGAUUUGACGCUCAUUUUCCGCUAAAUUGCCCCUCCAGUCCCCAUAAUCUUGUCGCUUUUCCACGGUUCAAUCAACCAUAUCCGCACAUAAUAACUGUCACAAUUUACGGCCCAAAAUUCGGCCGCCUAUUUACCACAAAAAAGGGUGCAUGGAAAUGCUCUUACCGCGAAUCACGAAAUCUAACGGAAAAUGUGUUACUGUAGACGGCUCUCAUGGGAGCUUUGCGCGCUUUUGGCGGACGAAAAACGGGGAUUGGACCCUGGGGGAAAGCGGGACCAAAGAAAUAAUUCGGAAUGGAGUCGGCGAAAAAAGACGUCCGAAAUGCAAUUAGACAUUGAUAAUUGACUGGUAAUUAAGUGUAAAACUUUUUGGAGGCCUUAAUUUUUUCUUGGAAGUCUUAAAUUGGCAAUUUUUAGCAAAAAACAUAGUGUAUUUUAUGCGGCAAAAAAGUUGAAAUAAUCAUUUUUGCUACUGCUACAAUAGAAAGGCUUAAAUCAGGUCUGAUUUUUUAUGUAAAUCUCAUCUUGACUCUUCAAACUACCCCUGACUCAACCCCUUUUUUCGCACGAAAUUGCCCAAAAUUUCCGUCGCCAAAAUCGAAGCCAAAAGCGGCCCGAAAACGCGCCGUAUCGGAUUCAUGGGAAAGUCCAGGAAGUGCAGGGCCAAGUGACUGUGUCCCGCACAAACUUUUGUGCGUAAUUUGAAGCCCUUCGGGGGGUCAAAAUCUAACGGAUAUGGAAUUUUUUCUGUGUAAACAGUAAGAUUAUACCGAGCGCCGAAAUUAAGUGCAACUUUCGAAGCCUUUUCGGCUUCAAUGUUGGACAAGGCUCUUGAGGGGGGCAUCUGACUAAAUCUCGAAUUUUAUGGCAGUGAAUUAGCUAGCUAAGAUGGUAUAUGAUACUGUAAAAUCAUAAUUUUUACAAUAGAUAACUCUAGUUCUUCACAAGACCCAAAUUAACCUCAAAAAACAAAAGAAAUCACCUUGAAGAUGCCCUCUGCAAAAUUGCGCAUGAUUGCGUAGACACAAUAAAUAUUUCGAUGAGCAAGUGUGGAUAGCGAAGGGCCAUGUUUUGACACGCGCGACCUUGUAAUUAACCCGGGAUCGCUCUGAGACAUUCCCAGCCAAUUUUAGGGGGGAUCUUUGGGGGAUUAGGUCAUUAUUUUUGAUAGAUUAUGAUCAUCUUCGGAAAUGGUUGACAGUUUUAGAGGUGUUCGGACACUCUAGCGAAAAAUUUGAGCAAUUUUGAAAGUCAGCAAGACUGUAAAUGAAAAAAAAUUUGAUUUUUUUGAAAGCUCGGGUAUAAUCUAAAAUAAGGUAAAAAGCGUCGAUAAAUUGAAAAUUUUGGAUCUAAAAGGCCUUCAGAUUUUGUAACUGGGCUUUAGCUGCAACCCAAUAGUCCAGAGACAUAAUGAAAAUAAAUCUUUUCAACAAAUUUUGACCUGACCUAAAAUAAGGUCGGCAAUAUUCGAAAAAUGGCUAAAUUUGUCUGUAAAUGGCUUCACCAUCUUGCCUUAGGCUCACUACUGUAUAACCAGCUUCCUAUUUCUUCGCAAAAUCUACAGUUUCUUUCCCCAAGCUCACUCCAAAAUUUUUGAAAAUCAAAGAAUCCGAAUUCCUGAUUUUUUAUUCAAGUCAGUUUGGACACUUGCAAAUCCCAAUCGGUCUUCCACUUGGACCUCAAAAUUUAUUUACAUUCGGUACCUUUGGCUGUCAACCCUCAGCUAGCCGACUGAUUGAUUAUUAAGGUUUUUGAUGUGCGUCGUUUUACAUCUUGCUUCUCCUCUCUCUCUUUUAUGAACUGCUGAUCCCGAACAUGUCUCGCCCUUUUUUCUUUCUCUUUUCUGGCCGCCGAAAUGACAGAUUACAGCGAGAAGCGUGCCGUCGAUCAUUCGGAAGGGACGAGAAAUUGAGAAAUUCGGCAAAAGAGACCGCGAAAAUCGGAGAGCGCAGAGAAAGCCUCGGCCAAUCAGAGAAGAGAGAGCCGGCGCGGCCCGCUGCAGCUCGCAGAGAAACGCUCAAAGCGGGGUUGUAGGGACAAGUGUUCUCGCGGUCAUUACACUAAAAACAUAUCGAUUAUCGACCCAACAUUUUUACGACAGUGCCGCAAAGGGCGAGAGCAAUGAAUUUAUGAGCGCAACGGGAGUUUAUGAACUUUUUGCGGUGAUAAAACUUAAUGAUACAAAGUAGCUGGCUACGCAAACAUUGCAAGGGGAGAUGGCAAAUUUUUAUGAGGUCGUCGUUGAUAAUUUUUAGGGAUGAUAUUUUUAACGACGAGACGGGAAAAUUGCAAUUUUUGAAAGCGAAAAACCCGAAAAUUUAGAAUAAAAAAAUGGUUGUAAAAUACGAUAGCGGGCAAUAAAAUGGUUUAAAAUUUCAAGGUGAGAUUGUCAUAGGAUUACACUGCCUGGUACUAAAAUGAAAGAUCAGUUUUGAGAACAGUUAAAAUGUAAAAUCGAGAUUUUUUGAGCAGUGCCACGUCUUGAAGGCAUUGAAAUAAAAACGUUUGUAAAAUACGAGGUGUUUCGCUGUUCUUGCUAAAUCCUAAAAUUGAGGUAGACCAUAUAAUGCUUCUUUCAAUUUACAAUCCUUUUCUGCCGGUCCUCUCUCAAGACUCUCGAAUUUAACAUUCAAACUGCAACACAUCCCCCAUCUCUAACUCAAUUUUCCAUGCCCUCCCAAGACAAUAGGCCAGGCCGCAGAAUUAAACGGCCGUGGUAAUUAUUAUUUCUAGGGGUUCAAAUAACAUCCCCACAAUACCGUUUUUCAAUUCCACUUUGGCGCGGCGAAUUAAAUUAGUGGCUUUGGGGGAGUGAAAACAACAAGUCUACGGUAGCGAAAAUUGAAGGUGUCUGGGGACUGGGAAUUUCGACGAGGGGCAAAUUGAGUUAACAACAAAGUUUGAGGACGACUGGGUUACUGUACUUUCGUUUUUUUUCUGUUUCGGAUAUUUUUUGGAGGAUUUUGGAUAUUAUAGUAGACAUCUUAUAAGGAAUUAUGUUUUUUGGUGAUUUAUCGUAUUCUCGAAAGUCCUUAGGUGCUGUUUUUUACAUCAAAGAAUUCACUGAAGUCCCAGCCACAUAAAUUUUCCUACAGUAGGCCGCUUAAGUCGCCGCCCGACCCAAAAUUUACCUUCGAUUAGCACUUGAUCAUGUCCCCAAAAAAUUCUCAAGUACCUGAAAUCGGAUCCCAUCAACACGCUCAAACAUUUAUCCCCCGUUACCCAAACAUUUGGGCCACCAAAUUGUUGCGCAACCGUCGGCGCCACUUCAGCUUCCUGCUCGAAAUAAAUCGGGAGUGUCGGUGGCGCUUUGUUCAAACUUUUCGGAGGGAGAUUAGAAAGUGCAGAUUGUGCAAUAUGUUUGGACAACUUGAAGAAUACGCAAACGGCAGGCGAGAGCAUGGAAACGAUUGGGGAAUAGGCUACUGUGGAAAGAGUUAUUGGAAAAAAGAUAACUUUUUUGGGGGAAAAUCAAGAAAUUUUGCCAAAAAAAUUCAUUUUAGCGGUUAAAAUUGGCUUUGCAUAUGGCCACAUUACUGUAUUUUGGAUUAAAAUGAACUUUUUGCCGUUUUUUGACCUAAAAAAAUAAAAAAAUUUUAAUUAUAAAAAUUUUUCAAAAAUAAAUUUUUUUGAUUUUUGGCAAAUUUUUGCCUGUAAAAUACGGAAUUUGAGGUACAAUUACCACUACAAAAUCAGUUUCUAAACUUUCAAAACACUCUGUAUCCCCCAAAAAUCCCGUUUUGCCCCCAAUCCGCGCACAAAAAAACUGCUAAGCCCCCACCGCAAAAGUGCGCCUCAAAAAAAGUUCGAAAUUUGGUGAGAAAUCGCGGGGAUUUUGGCAACAAAUCCCCACAAUAAUUUGUUUCGGCGUGGGGCAAUUUACAAGUUCUGCGGCGGAUUUUGCGGGGUGAUUUAUUUUGCACUCUUUAGGUGUCGUUUAAGGGGCUUUCAGGGGUUUUUGAGCCGGAUUUUUUUGGGGAAGUGAAGUUGUACUUUGAAAAAACUAGAACUGAGAGAAAUUUGGAGACCUUAGGGAAGUGUAAAACACGAAAAUUACAAUUGUUUUGAACAGAAAUUAAAUUUUAUAGCUAUGAUGAUCUAAAGUAAUAUAAAUGAAUUUUUGGUGGCAAAGAUGACACAAAAUAAGCUACAAAAUUGGCUAAUUCCGAGUAAUGAAAAGCCUGCCAUCUUCGAAAGAGAACAUAAACACUUGAAAAAUUAGCAUUAAAUGCCAAUCCAAUUUAUUGCGCAAUCAAAUGGCCAAAACACUUUUGGCGCCAAAUUCGAUUUGAAACUUUGGUGGCAAAACAAAUGACAACACAUUUUUGAAUAAAAAUACUUCAAGAAUUAAUGACAAAAAGAAAUUUUUGAUGACAAAAAAUUUUUAUGACAAUUUUUUGUCAUAAUUUUUAAUUGUCAUCAAAAACUUUUUCUCCGAAAAUGUCACCAAUCUUCAAAUCCGCCCUCAAAAUUCCCCAGAGACUACGGUAAUUUGGCUAUUCCCUUUUUUAGCGCCGAUUUUCUCCCCGCAACAGCUGCAAUUCGAAAUGGGUUUUUGAAAAACCUCCGCUGAUCUAAUCGCUGUAAAGCAAUGUAAACUAAUCCCCCCGAACAAUAUGUUUUGUGGGGUCUGUUAUUAAGUGGCGGAAAGGUUAGCGGAGGUUUCGACCAAAAAGGAAAUUGUUUUUGCCGGUUGCGUAAUGCGGGAGAGGAUCAGAGAGUUUGGACAGGUGCGGGGUCAAAUUUACGGUAGUUGGGGGGUCUGGAGAGUUGGGGAAUGGGGGGAAAUUUAAUCCAGAGGACUUGAUAUGCUUUGAAGUUUAGUUUUAAAUGCUUUUUACCGCCUUUGCAAGCUAGAAAUGGACUUGGCAAGGUUAAACCAAAAUUUUGAAAAACUUCGAUUUUUUGAAAAAUUCAAUUAAAAAAUUGAUGAUUUAUGCUAUCAGAAAUAUUCGAAGAGCAACAUGACUCACUGCGAAUACCAUUUCGCACACUGAAAUUUUCUAGAAUACGAAAAAAUUGCAAUAUUUUACAGUGUCCUUCAAUGGGUUGCUCCAAUUUCAUUUUUUCUCAAAUUUUCUGUCAUAAAAAUCUCUGACUCUAAUUCAAUGCUUACCAACAUGUCCAAUGGUAUCUAAACUGUCUUAAAAUACAAAACCAUUUUUAAUUUGUCACCUCACUUUUCCAAAAUUUGCCACAAUUUCCAAGUGCCCCCCAAAUUCGUCCCUACUUUUUUGAAUAUUCAAAUCCCCGUCCAAUAAAGUCAUCGUAUUUUAUUAUGCCCUUUCAUUUCCCCCUCCAACCAUUCGCCUUCUCUCCACUAAAUCUUGUUCGCCCAAUUUUCGAAUCCUCCAAAUUUUUUGAGGGAUCGAUGCCAAACAAAAGAAAAUUGAGCGUCAGCUGUUUGAUUGGGGCCACGAGUUGAGAAAUGGGCGGCGAAGGGAGAUGGUAAACCGAGGGCCAGCUCGUUUACAAGGCGCUAAUUGAUGAAUUAACAACAAAAAGAUUUGUCAAUUUGAAAAACGGACAAGGAAAGUGGAAAAAUGGGGUCAGAACAGGUGAAAAAUGGGGACAACUUUGGGGAUUACUGUGGGAAGAGGAGGUUAAACAAAGAGGAAUCAAUCUUAAUCUGAUAGAAUGGAUUAGAUAACAUAUUAAAACAACAAUGGAAGUCUUGUCAAAGAUCUGUGGAAAAAGUUAUUGUCGACAAAAGACAUUUACCUAUCAAAAACUACCGUUUUCAAGCAAAAAAGUUAAUUUCAACUAAAAAAUCUCGUUAAAAAUAUCUUAAAAUGUAAAAUAGAGAGACAGAACCAUGCAGACACAAUGCUUAUAACAUAAACCCCAUAAACUUAGAGUAAAUUACAAUAACAGCCCAGGAUUUUCAGACCGUCCUCAAUUCGAUGCACAAGUACCAGCCUCGUGUUCACAUUGCCCGGUGUAAUAGUAUGGAACAACUGAAGUUGACCAUGUGGAAGACUUUCACAUUUCCAGAGACGGUUUUCAUCGCGGUUACGGCGUAUCAAAACGAAAAAGUGAGUGAAAAUUUUAAUGGAAUUCGAAUUUUUCAUCAAAAAUUCGAAUUUUAACGGGAUUUUUUCUAAUUUUUGAAUUUAAUUAUGCUCUAAAGUAUAUAUAACUCUUUCUACUUCUUCCUCUUUCUCCACUGUUCAAUUACAGUCCAAUUUGAAACUAAAAAAUCCAGGAGAAAAUCCAAUUUCCCUGUUUAUUUGCAUAGCUGUUUCGGCGGACAUUUGUCGAUUAUUUGCUGCAACAGAAGGUUGUCAAAUGUCCGAUUCGAUGGAAAAUAUGUUCGAUCAUAUCGUUUACACAAACACUCCUACCGUAUCCGUCGUUUUUUGGAUAGAAAAAUUAAUUUGCAUAUUCAAAUUUUUGAUGAUUUUUUAAAUUUUAUUUUUUUUUUUGGUUUUUUGAGUGCUCUUUUAGUAAAAAAUAGCCAAAAUUUUGAUUAUGCAAAUUUUGAAAACCAAAAAUUAGAAUAUUCAAAAUUUCAAAAUUAAGCCUCAAAAAAUUUCCAUACUCUGAGCGUUCAGUUACCAGUCUUAAUAUCAUUUUUCGGCUAAAAAUCACAGACUUUUUCUUUGCUCUUUUCCAUUUGUUCAUCGGAUUAAUUCUCGGCUCAUUUUCCCCUCAUUUUCGAGUAUUAGGAAACGUUUUCGGUAGAUGAAAAGUUUCUUCAUGUAGCCGCCGCUAAAACGCUUAUCAUCCCCGCUAUCAGUGUUAAGGGAUUAGCGGCGAAACUGAGAAGAAAAAGGACGGGGGAAAAGACGAUACGCAAAUAUUUUGGCUUCUUUUAAGAUUUAUAUUGGUAAAUUAGGGUACUGUAACAUCUUUAAUUGCAUUUUAAAAUAUUGUACUGUGCCUUAAAUUUGGCUUUCUUCAAGUUUUUACUCAGAAAUCACAUUAUUUUUUGUUGUUUCAAGCAUUUUUUCUAAUUCUCUGUAUUUUUCAGGUAACCCAACUAAAAAUCGACAACAAUCCAUUCGCCAAGGGUUUCCGCGACACUGGUGCCGGUCGUCGCGAGAAGAAAAGGCAUCUGAAUGAGUCCGGUUCAACUUCUGGAUAUUCACCCAAUCCAGAUUCCAAGUUCAGAUUCAAUUUGGAUGACAGCGAUGAUGAUGAAACUCCCGCAAAAAGGCCGAGGAGUUCGUCGAGUAAUGAUCUGAAUCACUCGGGAAGCUCCAAGUCGCCGUCCAGCGGCUCUGGGAAGAUGUUUAACAGUCCAUCGGUAAGAUUUUGAAAAUUAUGCAAAUUUGAGGAGAUAUAUGCAAAUUUUGAAAAUUUUGAUUUUUAAUAUUCAAAUUUAGGCGUUUGAAUAGUCACGAUAGAGCUUUUAAUAUUAGAAAUUUUUUUUGGAUUUUUAUUUUUUUUGAAAAUUUAAAUAUUCAAAUUAGCCCUUCAAAUCCGCCUAAUUGGCUAUUUCACCGCCUAAUCCCCAAUUCUAACCCAAAUCCUUUCAGGAAAACGGCCAGUCCGCCUCGCUGAACAACGGCCAACGCCGCGACAACCAAUUCAUGCCGCUGCGCCAGCUCCCCUUCCCGAUGCCGGGCAUGGCGGGCCGCAAAGACAUGCCAUUCGGGUUUCCGCCGUUUGGCCCACUCAUGCCGUGCUAUCCGCCGUUUCCGGGCCAGCAGCAAGGAAACGGCGUCUUCCCGCCCGCCAAUCCGGAAAUGCUCGCCAUGCUCAUGCAUCAGCAGCUCCUGCGCAACGGCUUCAACCCGCUGGCGGCGGCGAUGGUGAACAAGUUCGCGCAGUUGCAGCGGCAGAACAUGGAGAACUUGAAACGCAACGCCGCGAUGGGAGAAGCCUCUUCAUCAACAGAGCAGACGACUGAGAAUUCUUCUGUCGAAAGAGUCGCUUCCGAAGCGCCUUCCGAAGCCCCUGAAACAAAUUCCGCGUCACCCUCGAAUAAAACAACACCAGAAGUCAGAUCAGAGCUCACGGUGGCCGACAUUCGGCCAGAAUCCGAGGAGCAUCACUCCGACGACGAUGUGAAAUUACCCAAACUAGAAACGAAGAGCUUUUCGUCGAGUCCAACACCCGAACCCACCAAAGAAACGCCGAGUCCCACGUUCCCGGCGAACGUCAAGAAGUCCUUCGGCGUCACGGACAUCCUCUCCGCUUGA